Messenger RNA from Schistocerca nitens (vagrant locust), 417 nucleotides. RefSeq lists its product as uncharacterized. The transcript is spliced from 3 exons. Bases 1 to 417 code for a protein of 138 amino acids. The record is from RefSeq and is a predicted model, not a curated record. NCBI's taxonomy places the organism in Eukaryota, Metazoa, Arthropoda, Insecta, Orthoptera, Acrididae.
AUGAAGAAAAUAAUGGAAGAAAUAAUGUUUUCUAAAAAAUUGGAAAAAAUAUUGAAAGGUUAUGAUGUAGUUUCUGCUAUUAGUGAAUUUUUGACUGAAAAGGUUGAAAAUUUUUUAUCUUGGAGCAGAGAUGUGGGAAUUUGUACUGAUGGAGCACUAGCCAUACAAGCCCUGGCUUCUAAAACUUUGCCUGAGAAUUUGAGUACGGCACCAAAAGUAGUUAUCAGAGCAGUUAAUAAAAUUAAGUCAGGUUGUCAAGAGAAAGCUAAGCUUAAUCAUUCAUUCACUGAUUACAACUUUAUAUUUUCCCUAACAUACCGUGAAAACUUCUUUGAAACUCUGAAUAAUCUGAAUUUGAAACUAAAAAGUAGAAACACCAUAAUAAUGAAUGCCGAUGGUGCAAUAAGGGCCGUCUAG